Molecule: messenger RNA, 1090 nt
Organism: Vanessa atalanta (red admiral)
Lineage: Eukaryota; Metazoa; Arthropoda; Insecta; Lepidoptera; Nymphalidae
Product: BRISC and BRCA1-A complex member 1-like
Exons: 2
Coding region: 154-990 (278 amino acids)
Biological process (GO): protein K63-linked deubiquitination; positive regulation of DNA repair; double-strand break repair
Cellular component (GO): nuclear body; BRCA1-A complex; BRISC complex
Source: RefSeq, a predicted model, not a curated record
UCGCUUUCCUUCAAAUAGUGCUCCUUAUAUAUCAACAAAACUUAAUUUUGCGUAUAAUUCAUAUUAAUUUAAUGUAUUAAUUAAUUCCUUUACUUGUAACUAUAGAAAAACGUUUAAAAUUACCUACGCAUCCUAAUCUUUGAAUUUUAAUCAAUGGAAUCGCAAGAAAAAUUACCUCCUGUUCCUCAGGAGAUUAAAGAACAAGAAACAGCUAAUCCAAAAAAAACUCUGGAUAAUGAAUAUGCAGAAUUACAGGAACAAAUGAUAGCUAACCUACAGAAACCGAAUUUGCCAAAUGUAAAUGUUCCUGAAAAAAUUAUCAUUUGCUUAGAUGUUUGCUAUGACGAUCCGAGUUCUCUAUUCAGACUCGGUGACGGCACAACUUACACUCCGAUCAAUAUGUUAAAAAGAGUUUUAGACUUUUUCAUACAUUCUAAACAUGCCAUAAAUAAGAGAACAGAAUUUGCUCUAGUGGUUUUAAAAGAUACUGUACCUUAUUUUGUUCAAAACUUUACCAAUAACUUAAAGGAUAUACUUAGUGCUAUUGAUUAUGUAAAUGCAGAAGAAAGUAAAUCUGAAAGCUUUGAUUUUCAGAAAUUGUUUGAGAUUUUGAAACAAGAAAUUGAAAUCCCUGAAUAUAAGCAAUCUGAUUGUAUAAUUCCACCACCAUAUGUUGUACGCAUGAUUGUGUUGUUUGCUCGUUCUAAUUGCAUUCCUGUUAUUUCUCAAGAAGAUCCCUAUUUUAAUUUCCUUAAGAAACAACUAUAUUUUUAUAUUGAUAUUUUGCUGGCCCAUGAGGAAGAUUGUGCACUGUACAAAUGUGCAGAAGUAUAUGAUUCUCUUCAAGAUUUAGAUAAUGGCUACUCAUAUGUGUUUGAGGUAUCUAAGAAUGCAACAAAAAUACAUGAUUGUAUAGCAAAAUUGUUGGCACAUCCUUUACAACGGCCCCUACAAAAGAAUACAGAUUACACCUUUUCAUCAAAAACUUAAUUUUUUUUAAACAAUUAUUAAAAUGUCGUUUUUGUUUCUCAAAGAUCUAAAACUUCUUAAUUAAAGUUUAUUUAGUGAUUAAACAUAUGAAAAUCUGAAA